Heteronotia binoei (common prickly gecko) is the source of this 1286-nucleotide messenger RNA. RefSeq names its product ubiquitin recognition factor in ER associated degradation 1 (gene UFD1). Lineage: Eukaryota; Metazoa; Chordata; Lepidosauria; Squamata; Gekkonidae. The coding region runs from base 309 to 1232 and encodes 307 amino acids. Gene Ontology annotation, molecular function: polyubiquitin modification-dependent protein binding. Gene Ontology annotation, cellular component: VCP-NPL4-UFD1 AAA ATPase complex. The transcript is spliced from 12 exons. The record is from RefSeq and is a predicted model, not a curated record.
GCACUUUCUGAAAAGGGCAAUACUAUUCCAGACAUAUUGCAGAGGUAUCCCCAGCUUCUGAGCUAGUGAGGCUAGUCUUAAAAAUAAAAUUGAGGGACAGGAUUCAGUUCCCCCUGGCAGGGGCAGGCUGAGGAACGCCUCCUGCCCCGUGUUCUAUUUCCCUUAGUGACAACAAGGAGGCUUCCAGUCGGAGCCCGGCGAGAGAGUUGGUGUGUCUGUUUUGCUGGCCUCUUCCCAAGGACUGAGUGGGGCUGCUUCGGGGGCGGCCUGCCAGAAUUGGAGGAGAAGAGGAAGAAUCCAGCGCAAUCAUGUUUUCUUUUAAUAUGUUUGAUCAUCCGCUCCCCCGGGUUUUCCAGAACCGCUUCUCGACUCAGUACCGCUGCUUCUCGGUGUCCAUGCUCGCGGGACCUAAUGACAGGUCAGAUGUGGAGAAAGGCGGGAAGAUAAUCAUGCCACCUUCUGCUUUGGAUCAACUCAGCCGGCUUAAUAUCACCUAUCCUAUGUUGUUUAAACUGACUAAUAAAAACUCAGACCGAAUGACGCACUGUGGCGUGCUUGAAUUUGUAGCUGAUGAGGGCAUCUGUUACCUUCCGCACUGGAUGAUGCAGAACUUGCUACUGGAGGAAGGAGGCCUGGUGCAAGUGGAGAGCGUUAAUCUGCAGGUGGCAACUUACUCAAAAUUCCAACCACAAAGUCCCGAUUUUCUUGACAUCACCAACCCUAAAGCAGUAUUGGAAAACGCUCUGAGAAAUUUUGCUUGCCUGACCACCGGAGAUGUCAUCGCCAUCAACUACAAUGAGAAGAUCUACGAGCUUCGAGUAAUGGAGACCAAACCUGACAAAGCUGUGUCCAUCAUAGAGUGCGACAUGAAUGUAGAUUUUGAUGCACCGUUGGGUUACAAGGAACCCGAAAGACAGGCACACCAUGAAGAAGCCACGGAUGUUGAAGCAGACCACAGUGGUUAUGUGAGUGACGUGGGAUUCCGUGCAUUUUCAGGAUCUGGAAACAGGCUGGAUGGGAAGAAGAAAGGUGUUGAACCCAGUCCGUCUCCGAUUAAGCCUGGAGAUAUUCGAAGAGGAAUACCGAAUUAUGAAUUUAAAAUUGGCAAGAUCACAUUCAUCAGAAAUUCCCGGCCGCUGGUCAAGAAAAUGGAAGAGGAUGACCCAGGAAGUCGCUUCAUUGCAUUUUCUGGGGAAGGCCAGUCGCUGCGCAAGAAAGGAAGAAAACCCUAAACCUCGACCCCCUUUGGCAUAGAGACAAUAAAAUAACCCUGCAGCAGCGUUGUU